This is a messenger RNA of Porites evermanni, 6697 nucleotides long. NCBI's taxonomy places the organism in Eukaryota, Metazoa, Cnidaria, Anthozoa, Scleractinia, Poritidae. The record is from the annotation of a GenBank genome assembly.
AUGUCUGUAGAUGCAGUGUCGGACACUUACUGGCAAACAGCCAGAGGUACCAUCAGAGAAAGAUGUGAGGCCGUUUUCAAUCAAGAACUCCUUAGCGAUGUGAAGUUCGAGGUCCGUGACUCCAGAGGCGGAAGUAAGACGAUUCCCGCUCACAAGUUCAUGUUAGCGAUCAGUAGUCCAGUAUUUUUUGCUAUGUUUUAUGGUAAAGCAGCAGAAAUGAAAGAUUCGGUGGAGAUUUCCGAUUGUGAGUAUGAAAGCCUGUUGGAGUUGUUUCGCUUUAUCUACAGCGACAAGGCGAAGCUGAACGCUGAUAAUGUCAUGCAGUUGCUUUAUUUAUCAAAGAAAUACAUGCUGCCUACUUUGGCUGAGAAGUGCUCUGCUUUCCUUAAAGAGAACUUAAACGCGUUAAACGUGUUUCACAUUUUGCCGGAUGCGCAGAAAUACGAAGAGAAAGAUUUGAUGAAUCACUGCUGGAAAUUGAUUGAGACACAGACAGAAGAAGCUGUAAAAUCAGAGGGCUUCGUCACAGUCGAGAAGUCAGUACUGGAGGAAUUAGUGGAGAAAAAUUCUUUGCAUAUUAAAGAAGUGGAAUUAUUCAAAGUUAUCGAUUGCUGGGCUGAAAAGGAAUGUAAAAAGCAAGGUCUCGUAGCUGAAGGCUCCGUGAAAAGAAGAGUUCUUGGGGAACGUAUUGUUCGAGGAAUUCGUUUUCCUUUGAUGGGGCAGACAGAGUUUGCUGACGUCGUCCUUGAUUCAGAGAUACUUACACUCAGAGAGACGAACCGUCUGGUCAAGUAUUUUAACUCUGUGCUAAAUGAAUCAGUAGGAUUUCUCGAAACCGAGAGAACUGGGGGAAAGCAAGAGAUUUCCAGGUUUCGAUCACUAGACAGAGGGUGGUGGUAUUAUUCCGACUAUCCAAACUGUAUAGAUUUUGAUGUUGACAGAAACAUACAUCUACACGCAAUCCACUUCUUUGGAAGCGAUAACAGUCAAUAUUCAGUGACACUAGAGGUGUUAAAUCAUAGCAGUGGCAUUUCCGUUAGAAAGCGAGAAGGGAAUUUUUUAUCUAAGCAGAUACAGUGGGAAAUUGGAGAUCACCAAGGCUUUGAUAUUGUAUUUGAGCCGCCGAUUGCUAUAAAAGCAAACACACGAUACAAAAUUUCGGCUACCAUUACUGGUCCACCAUCUUGGUAUGGAACAAAUGGCUGCUCUACUGUAGAAAAUUCUGGAGUGAGAUUUCACUUUUCUUCGGUUUCAAUUCCCACCAGUUGUGGAAGGGGACAAUUUUCUAGAUUUGUGUUUACUCUGGACUGAAUGAUCUUUCGGGAGCAUACUAGCUUUUAUUACUUGAUAUGUCUAAACCUCGGUUGCUAACCUCGGCCCUCUGUUCUGUUGUUAUAAUAAUAAGGACAUAUUUAACAUAUUUUAACAGGAUAACCAUUUCAGUUAUAAAAACUGCUAUCAACAUAGGUUCUGUAUAAAAAAAACUAUAUUCGAAACUGGGAUAAAAUUAUAUAAAAUCAUUAAAAUGGGUAGCGCCCUUAUAAAAGAAUAGGAUGAAAAUCAUAAGUUUGCUGUUUAAAAUAAUUAGACAAAUAACUUGGGGCUUGUCCAUCAAGACAAUUCUUGACAAACUUGACCAUCAUUAUGAUUUUCUCUUCUCGUCUUAAGAAGGUUCCAACCAAGACCGGAAGUCAUAUGUUGUUCAGUGGACAAAUGCACUGUCGUUAACACUAUCCCAGCGACACCAUGAGCACGUCUCUGCGAACGUGCUACUCUUAAGGGCCUAUUAACGUAUCUCGUUGGUAGGUAACCCGGUUACUCCGUAGAAAUUUACUGACGGCCUUCGUAUUUCGCACGUUUUUGGACUAUCGGCCGCGCGAGAUAUUUUUUUGUGCCACGAACGGUAUUGCUUUAAUCUCCUCGUUUACGCUGUUACGCUUUCUAGAGAAAGAAUAGCCGAAAGGUAUAAUUAUGAACAGGAUUAUAUAAAGAGAAAAGUCUUGUCUAUGGUGUGUUUCGAGGAGGCAGACUGCUGAUAACCUUAGUUCUCAUGCUGUUUGCUGAUUGCUGUUUUUCAAUUGCAGUUUUUCGCUGAAUGGUCAAGUUAAAAGAUUUUCUUCUUUAAGUUCAUUAAAUAACAGUUGUUGAGGUCGAAGAAGGUGAGAUUUUUCGUUGACUGACUCUUGCCCAUGAGUUUAUAGGUUUUUAUAGUUGAAAAUAGAAAUGUUUUGAUUCCUUGCACAAAGGCUCCUUUUUGAGUGAGAAACUAAUUCUUUUUGUGUGGGAAAUUUUUUCGUUUGUUUUUCUCUCACUACCCUGAUCUAUACAAACCGAUUGAGUCUAAACACAACAAAAUCAGAAGUAUUGUUUGUAGGAUCUAGAAAGAGGUCUCCUCGCAUGUCUUGCCCAUCACUCCUUUAUGAAGACGCCAAUGUACCUAAAGUAACAUCUACCAAAUCCCUAGGUGUACAUGUUGACGAGGCGCUUACAUGGGCAGCACAUAUCGAGGAGAGCUCAAAGAAAUUAACCAGCGCAAUCGGACCCAUCUGUACCUUUACUAUUGCAGCGCUGUUUGGGAGUUUCUAGCUUCAGACCUAGCUCUGAAGUUUCAAGAACUACAAAAUAGCGCAGCUUUUAGGAUCAUAACAUUUUCCAGUUAUUAUUCUAGCUCCGGCCCCUGCUGCAAGAGUUAGAAUGGGACGGGCAUUAAGCCCCUCGCUAUAGAAAUGUUCAAGGUGUACAACAAUAUGGCACCUGAAUACCUAUGCAAAAAAUUUUUGAUAUCCUCUUCUAGAUUCCAGUUGCCUCUUCCCAAAACCAAUUAUGGCAGAAAACGUUUUAGCUACAGGGUUCCAUUUAUUUGGAAUAAAUUACCAGAGGAUUUGCGUGGAUGCAAGCCUCGAUGAACUUAUAUAAAACUAAACUGGACCGCUUGGUUCUCAGCUUCUUUGAUUCCAUACUAUAAUCCUAGUUUAGAAUAUUUUAUCAAAGGUUAAUACCUAGCUUUACAUAUCUUUUUCACAACUAGAAUUAACUCGAAACUCUCAUAGAUAUAUAAUUUUAACACGACGUUUAUGUAAACCAGCUUUAGCUGACAAAACUACUGUGACUAAACAAAACUCGUCUAUCUAAUAUCUAUCUAUCUACCUAUCUUUUGAUUGAAUUUUAAACAAGAGUAAAUUGAAUGGUUAGUCAAUAUAAGCUGGGCUUCUAAGUAAUGUUUACUCGCUUAUUUUGGAAAAACUUGUAUAAUUCAAAAAAACUGCAGUUACGAGCAGUUACGGGAAGUGGUCAUUCCAGGCCGGACGCUCCUGGAGAAACAACUAGUCGCAGCGUGUUCUGCUUAAUUAUUGUAUGACAACUGAAAUUCACUUCUAAUAAAACAUUUAAGCUUGCAUUUGAUAUAUUUUUUAUAAAAUUUAUGGCAUACAAAUAAUGGCCUUAAACCUGAGCGUGAAUAAUACUACCGAUACAGGGAGACCGCGAAUUCAGAGAUACGCGUGACAGUGAUUUUCAUUCUCUUCUAGCUUCAUUCUCUAAAUCUUUUAACAGAGAAGGAGUGCGCCAAUUUAAAAAGCGCGUUAUGUCGUCAGCAGUGACAAAAUUCUCUUAACUUUGUGUUUGCUAAGAGUUUUAUAAAAUACAGUUGGUUAAAUUUGUUUAAAAUUUGAGUGUGUUUUGCUUUAUGAAAAAGAGAGAAAGAAUAACACUAAAAAGCUUAGCUUAAAGAAAGACUUUCUCGAUCUCCACAUUCUCUUAAUGCCCAAUUCCGAAAUACUCGUUAAAAAAUCUGCUCUAUUCAGGAUGGGAAGCAAAAAAUCGUGAUGCAAUAUGCUAUUAUUGAAACCUUUUUCUCAUCAGUUUGUAUUUUUGUAAAGUCGUUCUUAAGUUGGAACACACCUAAUGUUUACUUUUGUCUGUCAGUUGUCAUGAUAAAGCAUUCCAGCUGACCAGAUGCCUAGAAUCCGUUCGCUUUUUUCAGUAGCAGUGCUAACAAUCUUUACAGCAGCUGUGUUGAAACAUAGGCUAGCAGCUCAGACUGGUAUAAGCUAAUAAUCUUUAUUUCUAAUGGAUAUAAGAGUCACUUGGUAGGAUAGAUGUAGCUCAGUCAGCAUUAACAAAUCCUGCACGGAUUUGUAACACUUACAUAAGGUGAAAAGUGAAAAACUCUGCUAGUAGAUGAAAGCACUUCAACUUGCCUCUAAAAAUUACCACAUAGUAUACUCAUAGUAUAAUAGAAGAAAGGAGAAGAAGAGAAAAAAGUAAAAGGUUUUAAUAUUUCAUCGCACCAUUUUAACCGCGGCAAGAUUUGCCAAGUCGUAGAGCACUUGACUGCAGAGCGAGAGGUCGAGGGGUUCGACAUCCCGGGGCCGGAGCAAUACUCAGGGCCUUAAAAUAACUGAGAAAUGAAGGUACUUCCUUUGCCCUGCAAACGGGUAGACCUUCGUGUGGCUCGGAUGACCACCUAAAAUGGCGGUUCCGUCUCCAGUAGGAGACAUAAAAAAAUACUGUCCACAAUUAGUACUUUCCUGCUAAAUACAUUGACCCUCAAAUAAAGUGCAAUUUUUUUUUCACCACUUAGGGCCCACUUAGCAUGAAAAAUAUGGUGUAAGUGAAAUGUUCCCAUUUGACCCAUUACCUUUGAGGACACGUACGUUGCAUCAAACAGAAGCAAGGGAGAGCUUUACAUUUUACAAAGAGACGAUAAAAUAUCAAGCAGCCGUGCCCACGAUCCAGCUCAAUGGUUUGCAAAAAGCAGAGAAUAUAUGCACAGUGUGAAAAGGCGAAAGCCUUGUUUGUUGUCUUCAGCUCGGAUUUUGAAAACAGGCCAUUGUCCAGGGGCCCCCCCGUGUCUCGAAAGUCCCGUUGUCACAGUGAUAUGGGCAUCCCCGAUUUUUGAGCAUUCCCAUUCCCGAAACCCUACUGAUAUGGACAUCCCCUGUAACCGUAACCGUAACCGUAACCCAAAUCGCAAAGGUAAUAUGAGAUGGGAAUACCCAUAUCACUAGGGUUUUGGGGAUGGGGAUGCCCAUAUCAUUGUAACACCACGGUAACUUUUCUCGCCCGUAACCAAAUAUUCAAAUUAAAAUCUUAAGAAUAAAAACGCACGUCCAAGUUAAAAAUCCUGUGCAGUCUGUUUUGUUAAUUCAUAGUUUUAUUAUGUCAUCCGCAAAAUCUUGAAUAUAAACAACAAUGGCUUUCCGAGGCCGCAAUUAUCGCACAUUUCGAGAAAAGAGCCUUAGGCUUACAUUAGCACCAAACCGAGGCUGGAAGCGUUAAGAGCGAGAGCACUGGGAACUAAAAAGAUCUCGCGACUCGAAUGCAAGGAAGUCAUUGCAGCAAUACUUUAAUAGAAGAAACGAACGAACCCUGAAAAGCUGAAUUAGCCAUGUCUGUCGAUGCAGUGUGGGACACUUACUGGCAAACAGCCAGAGGUACCAUCAGAGAAAGAUGUGAGGCCGUUUUCAAUCAAGAACUGCUUAGCGAUGUGAAGUUCGUGGUCCCUGACUCCAGAGGCGGAAGUAAGACGAUUCCCGCUCACAAGUUCAUGUUAGCGAUCAGUAGUCCAGUAUUUUUUGCUAUGUUUUAUGGCAAAGCAGCAGAGAUUAAAGAUUCGGUGGAGAUUUCUGAUUGUGAGUAUGAAAGUCUGUUGGAGUUUUUUCGCUUUAUAUACAGCGACAAGUUGAACCUGAACGCUGAUAAUGUCAUGCAGUUGCUUUAUUUAUCAAAGAAAUAUAUGCUGCCUACUUUGGCUGAGAAGUGCUCUGCUUUCCUUAAAGAGAACUUAAACGCGUUAAACGUGUUUCACAUUUUGCCGGAUGCGCAGAAAUACGAAGAGAAAGAUUUGAUGAAUCACUGCUGGAAGAUGAUUGCGACACAGACAGAAGAAGCUGUAAAAUCAGAGGGUUUCGUGACAGUCGAGAGGUCAGUACUAGAGGAGCUAGUGGAGAAAAAUUCAUUGAAUAUUAAAGAAGUGGAUUUAUUCAAAGCUGUUGAUUGCUGGGCUGAAAAUAAAUGUAAAAAGCAAGGUCUCGUAGCUGAAGGCUCCGUGAAAAGAAGAGUCCUUGGGGAACGCGUUGUUCAAGGAAUUCGUUUUCCUUUGAUGGAGGAAACAGAAUUUGCUGAUAUCGUCCUCGAUUCUGAAAUACUUACACUCAAAGAGACGAACCGUCUGGUAAAGUAUUUUAACUCUGUGCUACAUGAUUCAGUGGGAUUUCUCGAAACCGAGAGAACUGAGGGAAAGCAAGUUAUUUCUAGGUUUCGAUCACUAGCGGGAGGGUUGCAUUAUGGUGAGACCUCAAAUUGUAUAUGUUUUGAUGUUGACAAAAACAUACAUCUACACGCAAUCCACUUUUUUGGAAGCGAUAACAGUCAAUAUUCAGUGAAACUAGAAGUGUCCGAGUAUAACAGUGGCAUUUCUGUUAGAAGGCAAGAAGGGUUUUUUUUAUCUAAGCAGGUACACUGUGAAAUUGGAGAUCACCAAGGCUUUGAUAUUCUAUUUAAACCGCCGAUUGCUAUAACAGCAAACACACGGUACAAAAUUUCGGCUUCCAUUACUGGUCCCCCAUAUUGUUAUGGAACAAAUGGCUGCUCUACUGUAGAAAAGUCUGGAGUGACAUUUCACUUUUUCCCGUUUUCACAUCCCACCAGUAAUGGAAAAGGACAACUUCCUAAAUUUGUGUUUACUCUGGACUGA